UGACAGACGAAGGAAGUUGAGCAAGAGCACAAAAUUCGCCCACCGAAAAGUCGGGUUGGUUGCGUUAUUUCUCUUGGCCUCUUGGAAUUUAUCUGCUUCUUUUGAAGACGACAACGUAGACCUUACUGUCCGCCUAGUUUCUUAGCUGUUUCCGCUAACAUUCGCUGUUUCCGGUGCUAAAUUUCCCUCGGCAGAUCUUUACCCGCCAAGAGAACUGGUUUUGACGUUGUGUACGUUGUGUACGUCGUAUAUUCCCAGUUUAACAUCUUCCUGUCUUGUUCGUUGUGGCUUAACGUCCGUAGUAAUCAUCAUGCAAGCUUCAGAUGCCGAGGUAGGGGUCCUGGUUAUUUUAUUGACUUUUUUCAUGUUGAUCUGUUGUUUGUUGGCGGGAGAUUCUAAAUUUGUACGUCUUUUCUUUUCAAAUUCUUGUUUGAUGAAGUGUCCCUUGUGCAUGGAACAGUUAGAAAUCGACGAUGUCAAUUUUUACCCAUGUACCUGUGGAUACCAGGUGAUGAAAUACUUAAGUUAUUAUUUUUGUAGUAAGGUUAUGUACACAAAAUCAAAAUUAAGUUACAGUAAUCUACAAGCUAUGCAAUGACGUGAGAAAACAAUUCGGAUUUUUGGCGUGUAUUAAUCGUAUGUGUAAGUAUGUUCCUCAUUAACAACAGAAUUAAGAGGCCUGCUAUUAUUAAAGUUGUAGGAACUUAGAAAAAGUUCCUGUCAUGAGUUUCAGUUCUGUGAUGUAAGCUUUUGUAGUUUACAAAGUACAUGUUAUGGCGGCAUAGUUAAACCCUGCCUUUGAAAGGUGUUUAUUUGUAAGGGCUCUCCACUUUGAGAUAGUUGAUUCUGAUUUGAAAAUUCAGAAAAAUCUUUGAUUUGCGUGUAACGUGUAUUGAAAUAUUGUAAAAAUAUAAGCAAGAAUUGCACAAUUAAUUAUCAACCUUUUAAUAAGUGUAGUUUCUGAGUGGUUAAAUUUUUAGUUGACAUUAAUUAGAGGUGUCUGUUGCUCUGUUGUUGUGGAUUACUCGCUAGAAUGUCUGUAAGGGGUUGUGCUGGCCAGUGUUCCAAGUCCUGAUCCUUUUGGAGACAAUCUGCCUUUCCUGUGUUCAAAUUUGGCGUGAUUUUACGACACUCAGGACUCUGUGAUGUGAAGAGGUUAAUGUAGUGUUAUCGCUUGAAGUGAUAUCUUUGUGGAGUAAAUGUAUUGCCUGUACCCAUGGUGAAUAGCACCGAACAUAGCCUAAAUUAUUUCAGCUAUUAUGCUGCGAAACACUGGAACACACUUUUUUGACAUUUGGCACGCUUUCGCUGGAACUAAGGAAUUUGUUAGCACGGGUUAGGAUUGAAAGUUCUAAAUUUUCAGGAUUUUUAUAACUUUUUGUCAUUAAAUCAUAAUUUCAGGUUAAGGUACUAUGAAUUAUAUCAUUGCUUUUUUAUAAUCUUAGCAAUUAGUAAUUCAAAUUUUUAGAACUUUCAAUUUUUAAAUUUUGUCUUAUUUUACUUGUGCAAUAUCUGUAAACUAGCUGUAUGGCUACGCAUACAUGUGUAUUUAUCAGGUAAAAUAAAGUGUCUAUGUCUAUCUCUAUGUCUUUUUGACAAUGGAAUGAGUUAAAUGCGUAAUAGAAUGUGCAGUUUUAAUGUUGCUAUGGUGAAAACAGUCUAAAUUUCCACCCAUCCUAAGCAUGGGCAGAAUACACUUAAGUCAGUGUUUGGUUCUCUUAUUAUUGAAUGCUCUGAAAGAAAUAAUAACAAAGCCAAGUUAUUAGCUCUAAUUGACUGACAUGUUUAUACUUAUACCUAAAUUUGCAGAUUUGCAGAUUUUGUUGGCAUCGCAUAAGAACAGAUGAAAAUGGACUGUGUCCUGCUUGUAGAAAGGUCUGUCUUCACCACUUUUAGCCUCUAUACAUAACAUGUACCUUCCCAUUUAUGUAUAUUACAUUAUGGUUGCAUCUAUAACCAUACAGCAAAAACAGGCAGUAUUAAUUACCAAUGUAAACUCAAGGUUGGGCAGUGUAAUAACUGUCAUCUUUAGAAAGCUGUGUUUACACCACUUUAGGCUUCUACACAGACAUGUGUAUGUGUGCAGUUGUAAUUAAACGGUUCCCAUACACAAACACUACAUUCUGGUUGCAGUCAUAACCAUAUAAAAAAACUAAGUAAUAUUAAUCUUGAACAGUUGUUAUUUCCUGGCACUAUUUCUUAAGGUUCUUGUGUGUUUUGAACAUAGAUGGAAUCUUAAAGUGUGACCAUGUACAUUCCGAAAAGUUUUACUAAGCAGUACUCUUUAUUUUGACUGUUUAACGCAGUUCUCAGAGUGCCUUUGCACAGAUUGACUCUUUGUAAACCUGUUGAGUACCUCUGCCCCACCCCCUGCCCACUAUCUGCCCCCCCCCCCAACUGCUCAUUUGUAGCAGACACAAUAACUUAAAUGGUGAAGUGAAACAUUCUCGGAGUUUUGUGAUUGUUGUUACAUUUUUCAGCCAUACAGUGAAGAUCCUGCAGUUUACACACCACUCUCACAGGACGAGUAAGAUGCUCUUUUUUACUUUAUCAGUAUUAUUAUUGCUGUACAUGGUAAUUUUAAAGUUAAAUUGGUUAUGAUGCGACAAGCGAAAAGUGUAGUCUCUGAUCAUUUAGUUGCGUUUUACUGUUUGCCUAUCGGAGUGCUGUGAUGAAAGCUUUUUGUGUUUAGAAAAACUUUUUAAGAAAAGUUACACAUAUUUUCUUGUUUCAGAAUACAGAGAAUUCUAAAGGAAAGAAAACAGAAAGAUGUACAAAGAAAACAAAAAGUGACUGAAAACAGAAAGCACUUAGCAAAUGUGAGGUGAGAUGUGUGAUAGAGAUGUAUCGGUGGUUACUGUUUAUGCAAGAAGUGUAAAAGUGUUGCCACAAUCCUUAUCUGCAGGUUGGCACUAUGCAUGCACAACACUUAUGUAGUCAGCUUUGUUUGGACUUACAUUUAGGAUGAUUGGAAUGUGCAGAAGGCAGUCUGAUCAUGCGCUUUUGGACCUUCUGUCACUCAUAAUCUGAUUACAUGGUUUGACCAUCUAUCACAUGAAACCUACGCAAGGCUCGGCGGAAUGGAUAACAAAAUGUUUUGACCUUUGAUCGUUGUUGCCUGCACUCUUUAGUUAUUACUAGUUCAUAUAAAUAAAAAGGCGGGGAUUUGGCCUGCUAGAUGUACCCCUUCCCCCAGUACACUGUGUAGGUGAUGUGAAGCAUUAUAGCAUACAUGCAUGGAACAUUUAUUGCAUCGCAUUGUUGCACUUGAAGUACCACUUGAAUUUUUACAUCAGUAACAUAAUUACCCUAUACACCACGUUGGAAGUAUUGUAAAAUAUGUGUCUUAAAGUUAUGAUGCCAAUUUGUUAGAUCCUGUGGUAUGAUGUUUUCACUUUAAUAAUCCCUUACCUUUGUUUAUCAUCUCUGUGGCAACUGGUUGUUGUUGUUUAUUUUGUGGUAGAGUUGUACAGAAAAACUUGGUAUUUGUAGUCAGAUUAACUGAUUGUUGUUUAUUUUGGUGGUAGGGUUGUACAGAAAAACUUGGUAUUUGUAGUCGGAUUAACUCAAAGAUUAGCAGACCCAGAGGUGAGAAUAAUUCAAGUAAAGCCCCAAUUGAUUCUAGAUUGUUUACUCUGAUGAUUAUCCUAAAAGUUAGUAGAGGAGAUAAAAGUUGUGCACAGUCAAGUUUUAAAAAACCAAAGAAAAGCAGAUAGACUGUUGUAUGUCAUAUAACUAUGGCACUUCAUUAGCUAUGACCUACAGUUACUACAGUCGACUCCCAAUAACUCGAAGGUUCUAGGGAAAUUAAAAAAAGCUUGAGUUAUCGGGAGCUCAAAAGCAAGUAACCGGGAAUAAGGAAAUAAGCAAAUGGAUGGUGGGGAGGGAAUGCAACUAUCAUGCACACCUCAUUUCAAGGGCAGCAAAAAACAAACACGAUAGUUCGCGAGCAAAUUAUUAUACUUCGGGCGGUAGUACGGAGCUUUUAAAAACUGCUGUCCAUAGGUGGGAAGAAUGCCAAACUAUAUUUCCAUGGUGCAGAAUGAAUUCCAAAUUAUAUUCUAGGAAAAAAACAAGGUUUCCACGAUAAAAAUCCAAACUGAAAUGCACUUUGAGAAACAUAUUGUGCAACCAAAACAAGUUCGUCUGCGAAGUGAGACGCACCAGUUGACAAUAAUUGUCAGUGCGUCUCACUUCGCACUUUCUCUCAAUUUUCACCUGUACUUUGAAGCUGCUGGCCCAAGUUACUUUAAUGUUUUCUGUAAAAUACGUCUGCAGUCAAAAUUUCAGCUAGAAUUACGUCUUGAUCAGCAAAACGGGUGAGCAAAAACGGUGAAAACAUUAGACCAGGGCACCACAACAUCACAAAUCAGUGAAGUUACUGUGACUACCCACCCAAUACUUUAAACUUCCAAUGCUAUUAUAAGCCCCUCCACUUAUAAGACCCCCCAUUUAUAGGCCUAUCUACCUGUAAACAAAACAAUACACCAGUUUAAGCCCCCAAAUAUCAACCCCCUCUAGCUUGUAAUUAAAAUGAAUUUGACUUUUUAUGACGUUUUGAAGCUUAAAAAAAGCAGUCUAACUCAAAAAGCAUAUUGAUCAGCACUGCUACAGAUCUAGGUAUGCAGCUUGUUUCGAAACACUUUUUUCAGUCCAGUUAUAAGCCCCACCUCCCCCCUAAAACUCCCUACCUAAAACUCCUUAUGACGUUGUAUGACCUGAGGGCUUAUAAUCAGAAGUUUAUGGUACAUAGAUAUAAAGCCAACUCGUGUUUCCGUCUUCCUUUGCGAUCCAUGCACGUUCCAUGUGCAAUGUGGAUUAUUAACUUGCUUGCUUUACAAGGAAUUAUUUCUUACACUUCUCAACCCCUUUUGGCUUUUUUGUAGCUUUUAAAAAGACCAGAGUACUUUAGCAAGUUUGGCAAAAUACACAAGAUAGUUGUGAAUAAUAGCACAAACUAUGCUGGACCUCAGGUGAGUUAGUUCCACUCUGAAACAUGUAAAUGUGAUCAGUUUCAAAUGUUGAACCCCCCCCCUCCCCCCCAAGUGUCCUUGUUUAGUAAAACAACUGAAUCUGUUUACGGAGAUCCAAACUGUUUGGAUUUUCGUAUUAUGGAUUUUCAUUUACUGGUACAAAAGAUAAAAUAGAGUGGCUAAAAAUGUUAUUAACCUAGUAAAUUCAAAAUCGGGGAGUAGAGAUUGAGUCCUUAACUGUCUAUGCACUUUGUACAAAUUAGCGUAAUAGUGCAUGGGAGUUUAGAGGAAAUAUUGAUACAUUAUUUUAAUGGUCAUUAUAAGCAAUUGGAAAAUGAUCAAUUUUAUUAUGGAAAAGUUGCUGACUGUUUAGUGUCAUGAAGGCUGGAUAUACUUGUUAUUUUACAAUAACUGAGUGAAUCCUUGUGUGCUGUUUGGUCAAGAGCUAUGGUCUAUGAGAGUAUAGACCAUGGGAAUGAUGUAACAUGUCAUGCAGUGCCGGUUGUUUUGUUUGGUUUUUUGUAAAAAAAUAAGUGUUAUUCUAAAAAACAAAUCGACCACAAUUUUCCAUGGUCUACACUCUUAUAGACCAUAGAAAUGACGCCAUAGAAUGUUCAAAACUUUGCAGUGAAACCACUCGCCUGUGGCUCGUGGUUCCACUUGAGUUUUGAACAUUUUAUGACGUCAUUUCUAUGGUCUAUAAGAGUGUAGAUCACGGAAAAUUGUGGUCGAUUUGUUGACUCUAGAAACCAAUUAUCAUCAUCUUUGAAAUUAAUAAUACCUGAAACUGACUAAAUUUACAUGUAUGUGUACAACGUGAAAAUUCUAAUUGGCUGUUUAUAACAUCUUUCCAGGGUCCAAGUGCAAGCGCGUAUAUUACUUAUGUCAAAGAGGAGGUAGGUGGUUGUUACUAAGAGGAUUUUGUGAUGAGGUGAUUUAUUUUGCGGGUACUUAACUGUUAAAUAUAUGUACAGAGAAACAAUUAGUCAUACAUGAACUUUAUUUUCACAUAAAUUUUAUAGUGGCCAUUAAGACUAAUAUCUCUGUGUAAAAUUAAAGAAAAGGUAGCUAGCUUAUUUACAUUAAAAGUACAUUACCUACUAAAAUAUUAUCCAUAUUAUACUACAUUGUUCGUUGAAAAUAAUCAUUGUGAUAGGCUAAUGUUAUUCUUGACUAGUUAUCAUUUUCAAGGGACGUUUAAAACUUCUUUUGAGCUUUCUAGUUUAGAACUAGCUUUUGAGUUUUAACAUAGUACAAGGGACUGAUUAUUUUGCUUUCGUUGUUAACAGGAUGCAAUAAAGGCCAUCAUAGCCGUGUGUAAUACUCAUCUUGAUGGACGAACACUCAAGUAAGAAAAAUCAUUUCAUUAAAAAUUAUUUGAAUGUAGCUUCCCACAGAAGUGAAAACAAACUUUGUAAGUCAUUUACCAAAACAUAGGUUUUGGAGAAUUAGGUAUCUGAACCAUUGCUGUAGGAUUGUUUUUCAGUGUUUUAUGUUCAUACAUGGGUAGAUUUUGAAUCCAGUCAUUGUUUUUGUGACAUGGGAAUGCCUGAGCUACCCAUAAUGGCUUAUUAAUACUUUCCAAUAAUUUUUCAAACUUUGUCUUUUAGCCUUAUGAUAAUGUUUUGUAAACUUGUUUUUUUUUAACUUUGCAGGGCAUCACUAGGAACAACAAAAUACUGUAGUUACUUUCUGAGAAACAUACCCUGUCCUAAAACAGUAAGCAAUCUGAUUUUUUUUUAUUAUCAUUCAUUUUCAAAUAAGAUUACAUUUAGAAAUAAGUGAACUAAAAGGAUGAAGGGGGUUUUUUUAAACAAGGAUCUGCUCUCAGAAAAAAAUUAAGGAGCCCAUGCUCUGAACCUGUGAAAUGCAGGGCGCCCAGCAUAUGAUUUCUAAGCAAAAACUGAGAUUUCCUGGGUCUUGCACAACCCUGUUUUUAUUAUUUUAUCACAGUCUUUGCUGGUGUUCUUUUUGUGCAUCAGCCGGGCGCAAACCAUGCUCGUAGAGCGUCAGUCACUCAAGUCAAUCAUUCUGUUCAUACACUGAGCACCUUUCUGAGGAUUCGUGCAGAUCCCAGCAUGCAGAUCUUUUGAAUCUCUGUCAUAGUAGCUCUCUCUGAUACUUAUUAUUAUCAUUAUCAUUAUUUUUUGUCAAAUAGGAAAUUUAUUUUCAAAAAUAAGGCAAAUAAAGGAACUUGACAAAUACAUAGAAACAGAACACAUCAUUUGAGGAGGAGGACUUAUUCAAGGAGAGAGGGCCUAUUUAAUGGGUUUUCAUCAUUAUUGUUAAUAUUAAUUGUGCCUUAUAUAUUGUUUUUUAGGAUUGCAUGUAUCUUCAUGAGUUAGGUGAUGGAGCAGGAAGUUUCACAAAAGAUGACAUGCAAGCUGGGUUAGUGCUCUUUUUCUCCUUUUUUUUCUGCUCGAUACUUCCUUUAAAUUGUCAGCCUUUUUGGCCCUGGUAUCUUUCAAUGUUGUGUUUGCCAUCCAAAAUGUUUUAGUCGGACUGGUUGAUCCACACAUCCUGCCACUCUGUCUUGGCACUCUUGGACUAGAUCUGAUCAGAUCAUUACAGAAAUUACCCUGAGAAAAGCUUAUUGUCAAGCGUAAAAGUUAUUAUUUUUGUAAAAAGUUCUGUUUAACUUAAACCUUAAAAGAAACAUUAGGAAAUAACGAAGUGUGCAAGUAAAAAUGCUGCAGCUUUGUCUCAGCGAAACCAAAAGGUAAAAAGUCUAGAUGCUAUAAGAAUCCACAUGACAACAGGCCAUUUGCAUGAUGGCGUCAUUUUACUACCACGACCAGCAUCCUUUUGUUUUUCCUUUCAUUUUAAAUUUGGUAAUCUCAGCGAGGAUAAAAUAACAAAAGUCCCAAUUUGCACAAGAAAGCGAAACCUUGAAGAAUGCUGGUCGUAGUAGUAAAAUGCAAAUGUCCAAUUCUUUUUUUUUUUUUUUUUUCACGUGACAAUUCUUGGACGUAUGUUGUCUUUUUUAGGAAACAUCAAGAAUAUGAACAACAGUUAAUUACAUUUUAUUCAAAGAAAAUGUAAGUUUCAAAUUGAGUUAUUUAUAAUUAUUAUGUGGAUAUUUCUUGUAUUUGGUGAUAGCAAAGGGGUGAAUAGCCAAAGAUUCUAAUAAAUCAUCUCAAAAUGAUUUAAAAGACAUUGUUAUUUAUUACUGUCUUUGUAAUAAAUCUUGACUUUCCACUGCUAUAAAAUAGGAAGUCCAAGUGUUGUACUGGUACAUGUAUGGGCAUCCAACCACACAACACAACUUAAAAAGAACAAGACGUUUUGAACUGCUUGAGAAGAAAGCCAAUAAUAAUUAUCAAGAGUAGAGUACUGUACUCACCCUUUUCUUUUCUUUCUUUCUUUCUUUUCUUUUUUUUUCUUUUUACAGGGGCCUUAGUAAUGAUAAGGUAAGCCUUCUUAAUAUUUUGUAAAAUGGUUAUCUUAGAUAUGGCGUGCUUUGUGACUCUCCAGCCACUAUAAAAUUAUUUUAUAGUGGCUGGAAAGUCACAAAGCACACCAUAUCUAAGAUAACCAUUUUAAAUUGUACAAUUACAAUGACUUUCCAUAAAAUAAUUUUAUAGUGGCUGGAAAGUCACAAAUCAUGCCAUAUCUUAGAUAACCAUUUCAAAUUGUACAAUAAUUAUUUAGAAUUGUCAGUGUGAGGUGGAAAUUUAAAUCAUCACUUGUGGAUAUGGCAAGCUUUUGCUGGAGAGUUUGUUAACCCAGAGCAGUAGCGCAGGUCUACCAAUCCCACCUUUUAACUAACAUUUACUUUAUCAAAAUAAUGUUGCCUGCCAAUCAGACAAGUUUUGAUUAAACAUACUAGCCUGUCAGGCCGUUCAACGCUCCAGGCUAUCGAGCAGUACUUUUUUUGUGCCCUGGUCAAAAGUGGCCUUUGUGUGUCAAGAAAACCUUUUGAAAACAGAUGAAUUAUGGAUGGUCUAGGUAAUGAAAGCAGUCAUUAACUUAGUAAAAAGCUUAACUAAAACAAAAAGUCUUUUCUCAUUUAUAACUUUGUAGUGUUAACCAAAAUGCUGAACUGCAAUGUGUUUCUUUAUACCCCAACAACCUAUGAUUAGUUGGGAGUCUCACAGUGAAAUACCAUUGAACAUCCCUUAGCUAAUAAUAUUAUUUCAGUAGGAAGUACAAACUACAUGAAUAACAAGUCACCCUUUUUUAACACCACAUUUUUUUCCUUUGAAGGAUUCAAAAGAAUGUUGGCCUGUGGUAGACAGCAGUGAAAACAGAGUGUCACCAUGUUUACCACUGGGGGCAGCCUGGUAUGAUACUUUAAAUUUUGAAUAUCUAAAUCUGGAUUUCUUAGUAGAAUACACUUUAGUGAGACAUCAGACAGUCUGGAGGCAGUUGAUCACCAGCUCUGAACUUUACUUGUCACACUUGUAGUAUUUCUUCUCUUUGCCUAGGUAUAGCUGCAAUAUUGAAUAUCACAAACCUGAUGUAAGGCAAAAUAAAAUACAUACCAAGUGCCAAUUGUUCAAACAAUGGAAAGCACUAUCCGUGAGAUAAAUCACAAUUUAGAGAAACCAAGCUUGUUAUAUAGAGAUUUAUCCACCUUUUGAAGAACUGGGGCCGAGUGACUAAAAUGGCCAUUUUUCUAAUUAUCAAAAUUCAUACUUGGCUCUCAAGCUGAAGGGAAUUUUGUUAAACUUCAUACUUGGCUCAGAAGCUGAAAGGGAUUAAACAAAAGACAUGCUAUUGAGAUUUAGCGAUGAAUAAUACAUUUCUUCAGUUUUAUUCAAAACUGGCCUGUUGCUUUAUACAUGUACAUAGGCACUGACUCUGCAGUUUCCUCACUACCUUUCAGGGCUGGUAAAAAUGAAGAUGAUACAAAUCAACCUGUUGCAGAUGGUGGUGAUAGUUUAGCGCCGCAAUGUAAAGAAGACUGGGAACAGUCCUGGACACCUCCUACGGCCAUGCCUGAUCAGACCUCUUCUGCUUCAAUAACACAUCAACAACCAACAGUUUUUCCUCAGACAUCACAAGCUAGCACAGGUAGCGAAUGCUUUUGAUUAAUAAACAGUAAAAUUUGCCCCUUUUAGGUCACAAAUACAGAAAAGUAUACUAUAGACUAAGCCAUCCCAGUAACCCCAUGACUUCUCAUUUGUUUGAUUAAGUCAAUAUUGGGCAAAAGCAAUUGUGGAGAAUUUGAUAAACUUUCACCCUUGUAGGAGACAAAAUUGCUUAUAACCAACUCAGGACUUUACAACUCAUGGACUAUUUUACACCUUUUAUCUGUCGCAGCUAAUUUUUUGUGUCUAAUCAGUUAAUUUUUGUCUUUCCUAAAUGUUUCUUGAUAUAGUAAUUUAUGCUAAUUAUUUUGAAACAAAGGAAAAAUGAAAAUCAACUGAAGUGGAAAAAUGAACUGGUACAGAUCCAACUCCAGUGCAUUGGAUAAUAAUAUGUGAAGUAUUCUUCCCCUCAUUGUAGCAAAAUGUCUGGAACAGGACCUUAAUACAAAUUACAUUAUGUUAUCCUUGAGUCAUAACAAAUAAUAAUUUAUGUUCAAAGUCCUUUGAUGUUGUGUCAUAUCAGGGUAAUACUGUUGCUGUAUUAAAGGUUUGUCCUUUUCAGAAAAGUUUUAGGCUUGCGUGCAUAGUAUUCCUUCGGUUUAAUGUUAUUUUAUUUGCCCCAGUUACACUGUAUCACACACUUAAAAUAGAUUGUAGGAAUAUUUAUUUGCUGUAUUAUCUUGCAGGGUGGGCAAAUACAGAAAGUGCUACUCGUGUCUUAGAGUAAGAGGCAUUUCUCUUUUAAACUACAGUUUGUAAGAAAACAACAACAGAACGUUUCCUUGUUAGUUUCUUUACAAAUCUUUUCACAUGAACUUUUCCUUUUUUUUUGAAAACUUUAUUAAUGACUUCCCAAAUGGUACAAUAAAAAAUUAUACCAAUUAACAACAGUUGGGAGCUAGCUACACUAAUUACAAUUUACAACACUACUCAAUACCAAAAUAAGAGAAAGAAAAAUUGUAAAUAAGUGAAAGUGAAAAAAAUAAAAUAGUUUGAACAAUCAAAGCUGUUUGUUUAACACAAUUUCUUUUAUAGCCUAUUGAAAUAGUGACGUCAGAAGUGGGCAGGCAGCUGAUUAUGAAUGUUAAUAUUAGAAUUUGAGGAUAGAAGCCAGCUACAAUUUGCAAGUUACAGCUAAUGUAACAGGGUGCAAAGAAAGCCAGUUUUACAGCUUGCCAUUCGGGCAAGCUGUAGCUAGCAUGUACUAGCCCAAAAGUCAUUUCAACUAGCCCCCAAAAAAUUUGAUGAGCAGAAUUGAUGACAGUUCUUCUGUUAUUCGAAUUCCUAAAAAAAUAUCACUUGCCCGUUGGGCAAGUUAGAAACAGUAUUCAUUAGCCCGAUAGCAAAGUCCACUAGCCACGGGCUAUUGGACAAUACUUUCUUUUCACGCUGCGUAACCUGAGAAAACAGCCAACAUUUUGUAAUGCACCUCUGCUUUCCCCUCAAAAUGACCUGCUAGGAAGGAGCACAGAAAUCAGAAAUUCAAUACAGAUGAUACAUCACCACCCAGAUCUGGGUAGUGAAGUGUCAUCAGUGUGGAAGUUCUGUGCUUUUUCCUCAGACGUCAUUCACAGGGGAACCAGUGGUGGUGUGGUGAAAUGUCCGCUGUUUUCACUGGCUGCAACUACCUUAAACUUGUGAAUCAAGUCUGAGAACAAAAUCCAUAAGCAGUUUAUUUCAGGGACCUUUCUUGCAGCUGUAUAACUUGUGAUAUUAAGUACUCUUGAAUCUUACUAAAUUCUGAAGCUGAUUACAGACUGUUAGGGAGAUAUUUUGAAAUAAAUUAUUUGAACCAUUUUUAAAUGGAUUGAAUUUUUUUUUUUCCUGGCAGGACUUCCAGCCUGUUCACAGGAGAUAUCUGUGGUACCGGCUUAGGACUGGCCAAUCUACACUUGAAAGUUUAUGGAGAUGAUGAUUUAGGUAUGAGCUUAACUUAUGCUUUGUUGGGAGUUCAUACAGGUCAUGGAAAACCUGGAAAGCUAUGAAAUUUAAGAAUUUCACAGUGUUUUUUUUUACCUCUGCAUCCUGUGUCCCUGAUGCAUAAAAAAUUCUCAAAGACACAAAAUAAUAAUUCAUGACAUCAUGAGGUAUGCCUCCUUUUGUAGGAUGCAAAGAAUGAUUGAAUGAUUUGAAGAUCUUCUGGUAGAACAUCCUGUUGUGUGAUUUCUCAGGCUGUUGUUUAAAGUUGCAUAUUUUUUGUGCUUUAAAUAUAUAGAAGAACUAUAUAUAUCAGUUAACUGUAAUAAAGAGUUUUGGCAUCUGUCUCCAGAUUAACUGUCUGGUUACAUAAAGGCCUAAGUAUAACUCCUUUUUUUUUUUAUCUGCGACUGAUUGGUUAUGGGCGGAGACUUAUGAUUUUUCACAAGAUGAGUACCAGGACUCACCAUAACUAUUUGUAACAAAAGCACUGAUUUCAUUUUCCAGACCUGGAAUUUAAUUGCAGGUCAUGUUUUUUGUACACUAAAUUGCAGCAGCCGAGUUUCUCCAAGUUUGAUGUUCUGUGCCAGAGCUUCAUGUAGUCAAACAGGCUGCUCAGAAUUUAAAGUAGUUAUUUUUAGCAACGUAAUGACACUUGAAAUAAGAAAAUCACUGUAUUGUUCCUUUUAUAUUUAUUUAUUUAUUUAUUACAGAUAAAUAAAUAAAUAUAAAAGGAACAAUACAUAAAAUAAAUAUGAUAUAUAAUAAAAUAAUAAUCAAAACAUUUGCCUUUCCCAUUUUUAGGGUUUGACCCAUGGAAUGAGUGCAGUAAAGGUUUAGCAGAUCUCCUCCAAGAGGAAGAACAAACCACAAAACCUCAAUCAACACAACACAUUUCUACAGCUUCACAUACACACAGCUUCUUAUCUCCAUUUCCAAGAGAUGUAAGAAAUCUUCAUGAAUUUUGUUUAAUUUCAAAGGCAGUGUUUCUUUUGUUUUCCCUGCAUUGCCUUUAAAGUAAAAUCAGACCACAUGGGUAUGGUUUUCCCUAUUCUUUACUUGAACAAAUGUGACGUUAUUGUUGUCUUAUUAUUUUUUUGUUAUAGCCUGAUGACAUUAGAAACUUGCAAGAUGGACUAAGGGCACUUCUUCCUAAUAUAAACAUUAAUUUUUCAGGUACUGUAAUUACAAGGAGAUACUGUGCCUGACAUUGUACAUAAUCUUUUGUAGCUGUGUUUGAUUUUUCCUUUUGCUCUAAUAUUAUUGCUUGGCAUUUCACAUGUUACCCACAGUCCUUGCAAAGAACAUUGCCUUGGGCUUUUUCCGGGACAAUUUUUUUAUUUUGUUGUGCUGGAAGAUGAUUGGUGGCAAAAAAAAGAGUCUGUAUCUUUGUAAAACAAAAGAAACAGUGCCACCUUGUUGCAUGCCUUACAUUGGAAAGACACUGAAUGAUAUACAGAACAACAACAGGUUCCUUACACCUCAGACACACCAAGAUUUUUUUUCUUUGUCUAAUGUUAACAAAUCUUUUCAAAAAUUCUGUUUUCCUCCUUCUUGUUUCAUCACCUAGAUUCUCUCCUAUCACAACAACAAAAUUCCUGGCCUCCAACAUCAUCAUCAUCAUCAUCGUCAUCUUCUCUUGUGACAGAACCAAGCCAUACGAACUGGCCUUUCACAUCACAGCAAGCGUCAGCUGCUUUACAAGGUUGGUAUCCAACAAAACAUACAUCAGAACAUGCAGUUUACGAGUUAAUAGAAGGCCAAAAUGUCCAUGAUCAGAUUGCAUUCUGUGCAUUCCACUCAUUCUUGGUAGCAGUCCAAACAAAGGUGGCUACAUAGGUGCUGUGAAGCAGUAAUGGCAACCUGGGCUGAGUUGUUCAAAGCUGGUGGGUUAAGAUAACCCAGGGUUAGUGCGAGAUUUGAAUUAAGAAGCAUUUCAGUUUUCAUUUUUUUUUCCACAAGUUGAUGAUUUGAAGCUCUAAAAAUAUCAGAGAAAAUUAUGUGAGAAAAAGCUUUUGAACAUAAGAAAAAGAAACCUGGGUUAAAUUUAACCCCAGGUUAAGCGCUUAUCGGGCUUCCAACAACUGGGCCCUGGAGAUUAGGACUGUCACUCAAAAUAGAGAGGAGCCAAAUUUCUGAACGACUACAAACGGAAAACAUCAUUUAAAACGUUUAUUUACAGUGUUUCAAACUUCAUCAGUCUUAUUCAAUUUCAUUUAAUUUGUCAUAUGUCGGUGAAAUUUUUGGGGGUUGAAUUCAAAAGGACCAUAUCUAAGUUUAGAAAAAGGAAAAAAAAAUUGGUGUUGUGUUCACCUACUCCAUAAAUCAAGCAUGUGAAAUUAGAAAGUGUCAUGUCGCCGUCAUGCAACAGCAGCUAAGCAAUGUACAGAAAAGUGUGAUGUUUUUUUUUUUGUUUGAUGUCACUGCCUAUCUUUUUUUUAAUUAUUAUAAUCGAUCACACUGUUAUAAGUUACAGAAAGUACAUAAUUAGGGAAUAACGAAUUGGAAAAAGAGGGAAGAGAGGAAGUUCAUCUUACAACAGAUGUAACACCUUUUACAUUAAUAUAAGGGCCUGACUUUAUAACUAAGUUUCUUUGAUAGUAUCUUAAUCAUAACAGCUUCUAAAUAGCGUUUAUCAAUUACCGAAUUUUUCAAGCUGGUAUUUCAUUUCUAUUUAUUUGGCAAAGUUUGAGAGAGUACGCGCUUUGUUAUGAAUUUAACAAGAAUAAAUGUAUAUCUCAUAAAUAACAGAGGGUAGUUUAAUUGUGCUGUAAGUCAGCUAUUGUUUGGUGAAUUUUCGAAAUAAUUAUUCUUUUAACAAAGGGAGUAUGUUGGAGUUAUUACUAGAAUUGGAGUAUGAUGUUGUUUUUUGCUAAUAUAAACCUACUGUUUUUUUGCCGUUCUCGUUAAGCUCCCCAUUGUUGUGAUCCAGAUAUUUUACCACCAUGGUAGCCUGCGUGGCAAGCGUUUCCUCGCGAGGUUCGUCUAGAAAGCUAGGACAAGAGCAAAAAAAAAAAAGAAUGACGGGGGAGGGGGAGGGGAAUGAAGGUUUCCUCUUCUCCCCUCCCCCUCCCCCUUCAACCUUUUUUUUGCUUCCGCUCUAACUUUCGCCCAAUAACUCGAUUGGAAACGCUUGCUAUGCAGGCUACCACCAUGGUAAUGUGAUGUCACAUCUUUCUCCAUUAUUGACAGCCCUGUUUAGUGAGCUGAUGGAAAGGGUAAAUCAGUUUUCAGUACUAUUGGUGGUUAGGCCUAGUAAAAGCCUUUGUGACUAAAAUGAACUUGUUUCAUUUUGUAGUUCGCCCUCCUCCCGGAUUUGAAUGUAAAUCGCCCUCUAGUCACAUGUCAUCUCUUGAUGAUCCCAGUAUUUUGUGGUCUAAAAGAUUAGAGCCAGGUCAGUAUCAACCGUUUUGAAUGAUAUAAGCACCUGUCCAAUGUCUCAAUUUAACAGUGGACUCAAAAUACACCUAAAAAAUGCUUCUCUGAUUUUUACACAUGGUGGAAAGGUUAAGAGGAAAAGGUUCACUCUUUCACCAUCUUCAUUUUCUAGAAUAACUCUUAGGUUUCACCGUUUGUCAAACCUGUAUUAAGUGGUCAGUACAGUAAGCCUUUUCCCAAGGGUGACCCCAUAAUACAGCUUUGACUGUAUGUUGAACACUGAGCUAAAAAGAUAGAUAACUUGGAGUGCUGGUGUAUAACUUCCAUCUAUUUACAGUUCUUAUUUAGUUCAUUCAUCAACAGACUCAUUUUCUUGUGUUUUCAGGCAACCCAUCAAUUACAAGGACUGUAUCUAAUGGAUUUCCUGGAAUGCAUCCCUUAACAAGACCAGAUCUUCACAGCGCCGCGGUACGUCAGUCCUUUUUUAUUGUUCAUGCCUAUCUUGUACCAAGCAUGUUUUAAGAAGCGACAAACCCUUGCCACAAGCCCUAGCCAAACAAAAAUUUUAUUUUUACUUCCAGAGACCAUAAUUUUUAUUUUAUCGGCGGAGGGGGAAGGAUGGAGGUUGGGAUUUCACUGUUCAGAGUAAGAUCCUGUAAAACCUGACUUGUGCCUUCACACAAAGGCAGGGGUUAACCGUUGGUCAACCGUCCGAUAUAGGGAUGUACCUCUUAAAAGCAAGUUGACAGCAAAAAAACCUCUGCAAUGAAUUGUAAAAUUUAAAAAAAUCCGUGUCGCAUAUUUUACCCAAAGGAUCUGGGUCAAGUUUGUUUUUAUAUUUUUGUUAAAGUUUCGAUGAGUCUUGGAAUAUACCUUGCCUCAGUUGAAAAAUUAAGGCACAGAAAAACGGACAACAAAAAACAGGCCACUUGUUUUGCAGCAUUGCUGCAGAAGGAGUUGAAUAUCGGUGUUGCGCGUUUUACCACCCACAUCAACCUGUCUUGCAACAAAUCAGGUUGUUGACAGGUUUGAACGUCGUUGGUGAAACACACAACACCGCUUUUCAACUCGUUUUGCCGCAAUGUCGCAAAACAAGUUGCACGUUUUCGUUUAGACUACGAGCAGUCUCUCUUUUCUGUAGUCCGUCGAGCAAAACGCGAGACACGCAAAUGGCCACGCGCGUCCGCCCUCGUUUCGCGCGUCUCGCAGCUUCGCCGCUCCCGCGCGCGUGCAUUGCUCUUUCGUUGCCCGUUUUACCGAAGUUUUAGAUGGCACUGUCGACAGAAUAAUUCACUUUCCAGUGAAUAAGUUGAAUGGAAAGUACUAUCUAUUGGAUACAGAUUCAUCCAGUGGAUGGUGCUAUCCAUCUUCUGUACAACUGAGGCCUGAAAAAUAAUAUUUUUUACAAGGUUCGAACACUGUAAUUUUCAUUUGAAGCCAGUUUACAGUAUGUCGUGUUUGUUCUAGGCAGUCUCAUCAGGAGAGAGGAUAGAAGCACGAUUAAAUGGAGAUUCAUUGAUGAAUAUAAACUCUAAUACUAACGCUGGCUUGGAUAAAUUAAACAGAAGAAAAGACCGAAAAGAGCCCUCUACGGAAAAUAUUAUAAAGAAUUCAAUCAUAGAAGGAAUUCACUCCAUGUCGUCUGUGACACAUAAUCCUGUUGAGCAGGUCCAGACGAGAGUCAGUGAAUUAUCUGUUAUUAAUGUGAACGAUCCGGUUCAAUCGUGGUCAGACUAUGAUCUGACAACUAAAAACGCGGAUGGCAGAUUACAAGAGAGUAGAACAUUACGGCAGAGACGAGACGGAGAAACCGCCAGUAAGGACAUACAGCGGCAACAGCAGCAAUCAGGGUAUUCAAAAGUUGGAAGAAAGUAGAACGACACAACAGGCUUGAUAAUAAAUCGAAUCCUAGGUGGUCUUAAAAACAUCUGAAGGCGAGUCCUACUGAAAAAGUGUUCAAAAACGAGGAAAAAAAUCUAAGGGAAGGCUGUUCAGUUGAGAAGAAGGUGGCUCAAGUAUUCUUUGGUGGGUUUAAAACUGACAGUUGUAAGAGUGGUGUGUAUUUCCAGGCAACUUGAAGAACACACUUUAGCCGCCAUAGACUUAAUUGAAGAGAGUACAGCAAUGAUCAUGGAAAAGAAGUAAUGCGCUUAUCGUCGCUUUGGAGGACUCGUUUUUUUGAAAGGAUACUGAAGCAGUAAAUGAUUUAGUACCGUAUUUACUCGAUUAGAAGAAUGCGGCGUUUAUUCGAGAAUUAUAGAAAAACUCGGAACGACUUUGUAAACCUACACCAUCCAGACAACUACGAUUCUAUCUCAGCAAAAAAGCAAGACAUGGAAACUUUUACAUCUUUUUACAAAAUAUUAAUUUACAAAUGACUUGCCGUAAUUGUUUUCAGUGAUUUAAGACGUGAUUUGGAAGUAAAUGCCGUAGGGGAAACGCUAAAAAAUUAAUAAACGUCUCGAUGUUUGAUCGAGUAAGUACGGUAUUUGUGAUAAUAAUAAUUAUAAAAAAAAAACUAAACUGCAAAAGACAGGCAACAUUUUAAAAUGGUCACAGAUAGUAAUUAAUCCAUUUUGUUUAUUUUCCGUGGGAGAACGUUCGAUAUUAAAAUACGGACACUUUUCUCUCACGGAGAAAAACGGUAAAAACCCAUAGCCAAAUCGCAGGUCACUGUCGUCAUUGUGAAUACAGAAUGUAUUUUUUGCAGAUUGCAUAACACCAAUCGUUACAAGCAUAUGAACUUGUUUUAUAGAGAAAAAGAAAUGGCUGUUUGCUGUUUUCUGACAAAAGCUGCUGACUUGUCUUGUGCCUCAAAUCUAGUGGACUUCGAUAGAGUUCUGCUCUCUUGUAAUAUGAAUACUUUAAAAUAACAAUAGCAAUAAUAAACAGGAACAGA
This is a messenger RNA of Porites lobata, 18200 nucleotides long. The record is from the annotation of a GenBank genome assembly. Lineage: Eukaryota; Metazoa; Cnidaria; Anthozoa; Scleractinia; Poritidae.